GUCUAACCGGUGAAACGUUUUAACUAUGUCUGGAAAAUAAAAAAACUUUAAAAGUUUCUAUUUUAUUUUUCUAAUUUCCGCACAACCCUAAUAAAAACCCUUGAACGCCGUCUCCUCCUCUUCUUCUUCUUCCUCGCUCGCGCCUCCGUCACGGUUCCUUCACUCUCUCUCUCUCAAACUCGCACAUCCUUUCAAUUACCCAGGUCUGAUGGGAACUCCAGAAUCUUCCCGAGAGCCCUGCCCCGACCGUAUCCUCGACGACAUCGGUGGGGCCUUCGGCAUGGGAGCUGUCGGAGGAGGAGCCUUUCAUUUCAUCAAAGGAACUUACAACUCCCCCAAAGGAAGUCGCUUUAUGGGAGGGAGACAAGCGGUGACGAUGAACGCUCCUCGCUUGGGAGGUAGCUUCGCUGUUUGGGGAGGGUUAUUCUCGACGUUUGAUUGCUCCAUGGUGUACCUUAGGCAGAAGGAGGAUCCUUGGAACUCGAUAUUUGCAGGCGCUGCGACUGGUGGGUUUCUGGCUAUGAGGCAGGGGCCUAGCUCGGCGGUGAGGUCUGCGCUUUUCGGUGGGGUUUUGCUUGCGUUGAUUGAAGGAGCCGGGAUUGCGUUGAAUAAGAUGUUGGCUCAGCCUCAGCAUAUGCAGAUGGAGGAGGGGAUGAUGCCUGGAAUGCCGGGGAUGCAGAUGGGGCAGGUGCCUGGGAUGCAGAUGCCGAGUCAGGUUCAGGCGCAGGCGAUACCGGAGGAUACUUCUUCGUCGUCGUCGUCAUGGUUGGGAGGGCUAUUUGGUAAGAAGAAUGAUGAGGCGCAGGGGCAGACGAGUAGUGGAAGUGAAACGAAGGUGUUGGAGAGUUUUGAUGCGCCUCCGGUGCCAUCAUUUGAGUACAAGUGAAGCUUGUGUGGAUCGGAAAGUUGCCUACUGGUGUUUAGCAGUCUGUUCUGUUUUGUGGUAGUCGAUCUAUCCUCAUUUGUUUUCAGCAGAAUUAUAUACUUGUUCUUGGAAGAAUGAGUCUCUCUUCUUUGGCUUAAAGUUUUAUGUUUUUUUUUAAAGUUAUUUGUGCUUACUACUGUGAAACCAUUCACGCAACUAUUUAUUGUUGGGUUUUUUGAAUAAUGUAGUAGUAUUAGAUAUUCA
Messenger RNA from Brassica rapa (field mustard), 1129 nucleotides. RefSeq names its product mitochondrial import inner membrane translocase subunit TIM17-2. Gene Ontology annotation, biological process: protein import into mitochondrial matrix. Gene Ontology annotation, molecular function: transmembrane protein transporter activity. NCBI's taxonomy places the organism in Eukaryota, Viridiplantae, Streptophyta, Magnoliopsida, Brassicales, Brassicaceae. Gene Ontology annotation, cellular component: TIM23 mitochondrial import inner membrane translocase complex. The record is from RefSeq and is a predicted model, not a curated record.